Rhineura floridana is the source of this 6471-nucleotide messenger RNA. It is a transcript of the gene RIC1, whose product is annotated as RIC1 homolog, RAB6A GEF complex partner 1. The transcript has 26 exons. Gene Ontology annotation, biological process: intracellular protein transport; retrograde transport, endosome to Golgi. Gene Ontology annotation, molecular function: protein binding. NCBI's taxonomy places the organism in Eukaryota, Metazoa, Chordata, Lepidosauria, Squamata, Rhineuridae. The record is from RefSeq and is a predicted model, not a curated record. Bases 513 to 4775 code for a protein of 1420 amino acids. Gene Ontology annotation, cellular component: Ric1-Rgp1 guanyl-nucleotide exchange factor complex; Golgi membrane; cytosol.
UUCAAUCCCACCAGUGCCGAGAUGCCCUAUUGAGGCUAUCGCCGGAGUUCGCUCUCGACGUCUGCGUGCGCGUUCUUCGCUUCCCCCGCUCCUCCUGCCCCCUCCCGGCGUACUCACGACUACCAGACGCUGAUGUAGCAAAGGAGAGAUGGCGGUGCCGAAGGAAACCGUGGUGGGCAGACCGAGGACAGAGGCGCCGCGAGGGCUCCGUCUCGAGCUGUAACCGGCCUUUCUCCUAAUCCGCCCCCCGUGCCUUUCGGCACACCGGAAAGGGAGCGACUUGCUCCCUCCCCUUCCGAGCGCCCCUCAGUGCUGUAAAGGGGUAAAACCGGCCCACCGGGAAGCUUCUGGUUGUUAUUAUGCCUGGCUCCUCCGUACCGCUCCAGGGCGCAGAGAGCGUCUCCGCUGCUCGAGGCUGAUGCUAAUUAUUCUUCUGGCUCCGGCCGCCGCCGCUACCACCGCCACUUUGGGCUCCUAGUACCGCGCCAGGAUAGACGGGCUGUUCGCCAGCCAUGUAUUUCCUGAGUGGGUGGCCUAAGAGGCUGCUCUGCCCCAUGGAGGCUCAGGAGUCCCCGCUCCGUAUUCAGGCGGACCCGCAACGGACUUUGUUCGCCGUGUUGUCCCCGUCUCAGCUCAACAUUUGGUACAACAGGCCCAGUGUGUUAAUUGUAAGCUACAAAGAAUCACCAAAAGCAGCACUGCAAUUUGGAUCGUAUGAUCAAGCUGAAUGGAGGCCUGAUAGCACCAUGAUAGCUGUUUCAACUGCAAAUGGAUACAUCAUGUUUUUUCAUCUUCCAUCAGCAAGAGACAAGUAUCUUUAUGAGCCAGUUUAUCCCAAAGGAAGCCCCCAUAUGAAAGGAACACCACACUAUAAGGAAGAACAAUGUGCCCCAUCAUUAAAUCUGGAGAAGAAGCAAGUAUUGGAUUUGCAAGCAUCUAUAACCAGCUUACAGUCCAUGCUGGAGGAUCUACUUGUUGCUACUAUUGAUGGUUUCCUCCAUCUUAUUCACUGGGAUGGCAUGACGAAUGGAAGGAAAGCCAUAAACCUCUGCACAGUACCAUUUUCUGUGGAUCUGCAUUCUUCUAGAGGUUCAUUCCUGGGAUUUGAAGAUGUGCACAUCAAAGAUAUGGAAUACUGUGCUACUCUUGAUGGGUUUGCUGUCGUGUUUAAUGAUGGCAGAGUUGGUUUUAUUACACCAGUGUCAAUUGGAUUCACAGCAGAGCAGCUCCAUGGUGUUUGGGCACAAGAUGUUUUGGAUGGAACCUGUGUGGCUGUGAACAACAAAUACAGAUUGAUGGCAUUUGGGUGCACAAAUGGUUCGGUACAAGUUUAUACAACUGAUCAUUCUACGGGGGCUAUGCAGCUGUCUCAUAAACUGGAGCUAACACCCAAACAAUAUCCUGAUAUCUGGAACAAAACAGGAGCUGUUAAACUAAUCAGAUGGUCUCCUGAUAGUUGUGUUGUUAUGGUGACUUGGGAAUGUGGAGGCCUUUCCUUAUGGAGUGUAUUUGGUGCACAGCUGAUCUGUACUCUUGGAGGAGACUUUGCUCAUCGGUCUGAUGGUACCAAAAAAGACCCUUUAAAGAUCAGCUCUAUGAGUUGGGGAACAGAAGGUUAUCAUCUAUGGGUGAUUGAUGCAAAUAGCUCUGGGAAUUCAGUGACAGAGAGAAACUGUAAAAAUCAAUCCCAGCAUUUUGGUAUAUUGCAGUUUCAGUUCAUCAAGAGUGCACUCACAGUUAACCCUUGCAUAAGCAACCAGGAGCAGGUCCUCCUUCAGGGAGAAGAUCGCUUGUACUUGAACUGUGGUGAUGCAAUACAAACUCAGAAUCCUAGAAAUUCCUCAGCGCAUUCUGAACAUAAAGCUCUCAAAGAAAGAGGACAGUUUUCAGAUGGCAGCUUAGAUUCUCAGGGGUUAAGCACUUUAUUAGGGCACAGACAUUGGCAUGUUGUACAGAUACACAACACCUAUUUAGAGAUCAAUUGGCCUAUAAGGUUUUCUGCCAUUGAUAAGAUGGGACAGAAUGUAGCUGUAGUUGGCAAGUUUGGUUUUGCACAUUACUCUUUGCUUUCCAAAAAAUGGAAACUGUUCGGAAACAUUACCCAGGAACAAAACAUGACUGUGACUGGUGGCUUAGCAUGGUGGAAUGAUUUCAUUGUUAUUACUUGUUAUAACUUAAGUGACCGCCAAGAAGAGCUACGGGUAUAUUUGCGGACAGCCAAUCUGGACAACGCAUUUGCCCAUAUCACCAAACUGCAGGCAGAAACAUUAUUACUCAGUGUUUUUCGGGACAUAGUAAUUUUGUUUAGAGCAGACUGUUCUAUUUGCCUUUAUAGUAUUAAAAGAAAACCCGAUGGCCCUAAUCCUACCACCAGUAUUCAGGUUCUUCAGGAGGUUUCUAUGUCACGAUAUAUUCCUCAUCCCUUCCUUGUUGUGUCUGUUACUUUAACGUCUGUGAGAACAGAGACUGGCAUCAGCUUGAAAAUGCCGCAGCAGGCCUGCGAAGCAGAGAGCAUUAUGUUAAACUUAGCAGGACAGUUAAUUAUGGUGCAAAGGGAUCGGUCUGGUCCACAGAUACGAGAGAAGGAGAGUAGUCCCAACCAAAGGAAACUUCUGCCAUUUUGUGCUCCAGUUGUACUUGCCCAGUCUGUUGAAAAUGUUUGGACUACAUGUCGUUCUAAUAAACAGAAAAGACACUUAUUGGAGGCUCUGUGGCUCAGCUGUGGUGGCUCAGGUAUGAAAGUCUGGCUUCCUUUGUUUCCCAGGGACCACCGCAAACCACAUUCCUUUCUGUCAAGACGGAUCAUGCUGCCUUUCCAUAUUAACAUAUACCCUUUGGCUGUUCUGUUUGAAGAUGCCUUGGUUCUUGGUGCUGUCAAUGACACUGUGCUCUAUGACUGUUUAUACACUCACAGCAGCGCUGUAGAACAUUUAGAGGUUCUCUUCCCUUUCUGUAUUGUUGAGAGAACAUCUCAGAUCUACCUCCAUCACAUUUUGCGCCAGCUUUUGGUGAGGAACCUGGGCGAACAAGCCUUGCUUUUGGCUCACUCCUGUGCCAUGUUACCGUACUUUCCUCAUGUGCUAGAACUGAUGCUUCAUGAAGUGCUGGAAGAAGAAGCUACCUCGCGGGAUCCAAUUCCCGACCCUCUACUGCCCACUGUGGCUAAAUUCAUUACAGAGUUCCCCCUCUUCCUGCAGACAGUUGUUCAUUGUGCUAGGAAGACAGAAUAUGCCCUGUGGAAUUAUCUCUUUGCUGCUGUUGGGAAUCCGAAAGACUUGUUUGAGGAGUGUUUAAUGGCCCAGGACUUAGACACAGCUGCUUCCUACCUUAUUAUUCUUCAGAACAUGGAAGUUCCAGCAGUUAGUAGGCAACAUGCAACUUUGCUAUUCAAUACUGCUUUGGAGCAGGGAAAAUGGGAUCUUUGUCGGCACAUGAUCAGAUUUUUGAAAGCCAUUGGCUCUGGAGAAUCGGAGACACCCCCUCCUACACCAACUACUCAGGAACCUAGUUCAAGUGGUGGCUUUGAGUUCUUCAGACAUCGCAGCAUUAGCUUGUCCCAGUCUGGAGACAGCCUUCCUGCUGGCAAGUUUAACUUACAGAAAACCUUGAGCAUGCCCUCUGGUCCAUCUGGCAAAAGGUGGAGUAAAGACAGUGAGUGUGCUGAGAAUAUGUACAUUGAUAUGAUGUUAUGGAGACAUGCUCGACGCCUUCUAGAAGAAAUCCAACUUAAGGACCUUGGGUGCUUUGCUGCACAGCUGGGCUUUGAGCUGAUAGGUUGGUUGUGUAAGGAGCGCACCAGAGCUGCCCGUGUAGAGGAUUUUGUAACAGCAUUGAAGAAACUGCACAAUGAUUUUCUCUGGCCAUUUCCAGUUAUUCCAGUUUGUUCCAUAAACUCUCCUCUCAAGAAUGGAAAGUAUAGGACAGUAAUAGGUGAACAGCUCUUAAAAUCACACUCCGCUGACAGCUUUUUGAACAUGGAAAUGGACACUGGCAUUCCCAAUGUGCCACGAAGUCACAGCUGGCUUGGUGCCAUCAAUUCCUCCCAAAGAGAGAUGGAUGCAGCAUCAUCCCACGGCCCUCACAUGCAGGAGGCAUUCCUCUCACCUUUGUUAAACAAAGGUGAUGAAUGCAGUAUUGGUUCAGCAACAGAUUUGACAGAAACAAGCUCAAUAGUGGAUGGAGACUGGACUGUGGUGGAUGAAAACUUCUCAACACUGAGUUUAACACAAUCAGAGUUGGAGCAUAUCUCCUUGGAGCUGGCCAGUAAAGGACCACACAAGUCACAGGUUCAGCUGCGAUACUUGCUUCAUAUUUUUAUGGAAGCAGGAUGUCUGGACUGGUGCAUUAUUAUAGGCCUUAUUCUCCGAGAAUCUUCAAUAAUCAAUCAAGUUUUCAGCCUAAUGCAAUCUUCAGAGGUUGAUGGAGAGAUGCUGCAGAAUAUAAAGACGGGAUUGCAGGCAGUAGAUAGAUGGGCCUCUACUGACUGCCUUGGGUAUAAGCCAUUUUUAACAGUCAUCAAGCCACAACUGCAGAAGCUGAGUGAGAUAGCAGAGGAACAAGUGAAACAAGAAGCCUUUCAACCUGCAAACCUGUCAAGGGUAACUGAACAAGCCAGUCCAAGGGCAGAAGAAAGUAGAAGUUCAGCUAGCCACAGUGCAAGUCCUCAAAGUGACACUGGCAGUAGCACUACAAUUCGACAUGAUGAAGUCAUGAUUGGAGAGGAGGAGGAGGAGGAUUCAUUCCAGGAAGCCAGUUAUGACUGCACUGUGUCCUAACACAACAUUGGAACAUUUGGCUGAUCAUAUUAAUAAGAGCACAGCUUCAUAGUAAUGGCAUUUAAGAAUACUGCUUUUGGGAAAAAAGUAAUCAAAGCCUUCAAUACUUUAACUUGUUUUUUAUUUUAAUGCUGAUUUUCUUUUAGAUGUGUUAACUAGAGAACGUUCUUAAAUCUGUGAAUGCUUCAUAGUAAGCAGUCUUGGCUCUUUCAUUUAUAAAAUGGCUGUAUUGAAAAGCAAGAGUAUUGUAAUUGUAGUUUUCAUACCAAGAUAAAUUUAUUUUGAAGACCUUAUUUUAUUCCCCUCUGUUCCUCACAGAUUUCCCUGUUACAUUUUGAGUACUUGAUCAUGCAGAAGGACAUCUUUUCUAUACCAGUACACAAGAUCACUGUUGGGUUCCUUUGGGAUGCUAGAACAAUGCAAUCUAAUAUUUGGACAUUCUGAAUUAAAUCAGUCCCCCCUGGAGAAUGAGACAAUACUUAAGAGGAGUGUUUGUCUAAUUUUCAGCUUGUUUAGGUUUUGAACCCCAACUUUAAAAAUUCAGCAAUAAAGCUAAUUAGGAUGACAGCUUGGUACAUUCUGCUUAGCUUGAUUGCCUGAAACAAAUGAUGGCCUGAUUGAGCUAGGCUGUACCUGUUUUAUAUAUUAUGCUGUUUGAUAUGACUAAACUUUUUAUAUUAAAGAAUUGUAAAAUAAUUAUGUAUGUUUUGUGAAUACUCUUGUAUAUUCUGUUCAUGCUUUUGGUGCUUGUACCACUGUGGAGAGUAACCCUCUCUAACUUGCAUGCUUGGACCUUUUAUUCCAGGAAAAUUAAAAGCAGAGUUACACUUCCAUCAGGAUGCGACAAACUUUCACUGACUCUUCAUGAGUAGUAGCCGUUGCUAGGGACUUCAUUUUGUCACUGGCCCAUUCAGAUGUAUUCUAACCAAAUUUUAAACAAAUAACUGAUGGUUCUUAUUUAUUUCACUUGUAAAUUGUUUUUCUCAAGAUGAGUUUUAUGUAAAUAGAACCACCUUCUAUAGUACUGUUGUUAAGGCUGCAUAAUGACAAUGUACAGUGUAUAUACUUAAACCACCACCUUGCAAAUAUUUUAUAAUACAUAUACUUGUAACUAAUUACAAAUGUUUAUUUUAACUCUGAUACAACAAUGUUAUGAAAAGCUGGCUGCAGCAGAGUCUCAUGGUUGCUUUGAGGUACUUAUUUUUUUCUGUCUGCUGUCCCUAAUAUGUGUAAUAUGAAAUACCCAUAACAGUAUUAACAUUUAAACAUUGGUUGGUUUCUACUGUGCAAUUGAGGGUGGGGGGAGAGAAGUGCAACACUUGUACUUUUUAUACAAAAACUAACACUAUUUUUAUAAUGUGGAUAUAAUGCAUACUGAUAUGGACCAAAAUCAUCUUAUUAUACAGAAGUAUGAGCAUCAUUGUCUGACACAACCUUGGUUCAGUUACUCAGUUUGUUCAUGCAGUUCUCUCUAUGGAUACUUAACUGGUAAUAUGUUCUGAACAUUAAAAAAGAACUUUAAAUAUAUAGAUUAUAAUUUUGUAUAUUCCUCCGGAAGACAAGAAAGAAUGGUCUUUUAAUGGAUAAAUGUAACUAGAUAAGUUUUUUUUGCUGUCGCUUAGCCCUUACCAUUGGUAAGACUGUUAGUACUGGUACAUGUGCAAUAUUUUUUAAAUAAAAAGACAAAGGGUGGAAA